GCAACAUUUUUUGACAUUUGCUAAUAAAGUAAAACACAACAAAAAAUAAUGCCAAAAUUUGUUUACAUAUUACAUUUUGACAUUUCAUGAAAUUUUGUGUACAUUUGUAAGAGUUAGUGAAUAUUUGUAAUCUGCUAUGGAAGUUGAAUAUGAAGAAGAUGGUUGGAUCCAAAAGUCUAAAACCGGUGAAGAUGAGGAGAAUCCUGAGUUGGAGAACCCGCAAGAAGUAUUGCGGGAGUGUUUAGAAAGGUUCUCAACUCCCGAUUAUAUUAUGGAACCUGGUAUUUUUACACAAUUGAAAAAAUACUUUCAAGCCGGUGGCACUCCUGAACAAGUUAUUAACCUAUUGUCGGAAAACUAUAAAGCUGUUGCUCAAAUGGCUAAUCUGCUGGCCGAAUGGUUGAUUUUAGCAGGAGUAAAAGUAACAGACGUUCAAGCAAUGGUUGAAAACCAUUUGAAAGACAUGAUUUUAAGAACUUUUGAUCCUAAAAAAGCAGACACCAUAUUUACAGAAGAAGGUGAAACACCAGACUGGUUAACUGAAAUGAUUGACCAUCAUACGUGGCGUUCUUUAAUAUACCGCCUUGCUGAAGAAUAUCCUGAUUGCUUAAUGUUAAAUUUUACUAUAAAGCUUAUAUCAGAUGCCGGUUUCCAAAGCGAAAUAACAUCAAUUUCUACAGCGGCACAGCAAAUUGAAGUAUUUUCCAGAGUUUUAAAAACUGCUAUUUCAAAAUAUCUCAGUAAUCCAGAAGACAUUCAAAGCGCUAUACAAGAAUGUGCUCGAAUGGUAUGUCAUGGCCAACACACAUAUGUUUACUCGCAAGUAUUAGUCGGAGUUCUGGCACAAGAAUCUAAAGGGGGAUUCGUAAUGAAAAGACUUUCGCAGGAAAUUACAAAAUACGCUCUGACGAUAAACCAAAAUGUUACUCCUAUAACAAUGGCAUUGAAUGGUUCUGCGGCCUAUCCACAAGCUUGUCAAGCUUUAUCAUCCAUGCUUUCAAGAAAUACAUUGAACCCCGCUGAUAUAACCGUUUUAUUCAGAAACUAUUCUGUUGCAGAUCCACCUCCAAUUGAUUUAAUACGAAAUCCACAAUUUCUGGAUUUGCUUGUAGAUUCGCUAUUUAAAGCUGGUGUGAAAAUUAAUCCAGAACAUAAAUCCAAAUAUAUAUAUUUGUUGGCUUAUGCGGCAAGCGUUGUUGACACACCAGGAAAGAAAGGCCCACAAGGUAAAAGAACCCUUAAUAAAGAGGAGUUGAAGUCAACUAGCCAAGCCAUUGAAAAGGUUCACCAAAUCUGUAAUGUUAAUAAGGGAUCAACAGAAUUAAUAGCUGAACUUUCGACCAUCUAUAAUUGUAUCAGAUAUCCAGUAGUAGGUGUUGGUGUUAUUAGAUGGAUUGAAAAUACUGUUACGGAGCCUUCGUAUUUUAAAUUGUCUACUGACAGUUGUCCAACGCAUUUAGCAAUAUUAGAUGAAGUUGCAUCUAUACAUUCUUCUUUACACGGAACAAUUUUAAAUUUAUUGAUUCGCCUUUUUGAAUCAAAACAAGAUGAGUUAGAAAUUUUAGUGCAGCUUGAAAUGAAAAAAAUGUUAUUAGAUAGAAUGGUAAACCUCUUAACACGAGGAUGUGUUGUUCCAGUUGUAAAAUAUGUUAAACAAUGUUGUCAAAAAGGAGAUACAGAUAUCUCUUUAAUUAGAUAUUUUGUAACUGAAGUUCUAGAAACAAUAACUCAUCCUUAUUCACUUGAAUUUGUUCAAUUAUUUUUACCUAUGGUAGAAAAUGAAGAAAUCACUGGUUCAAUGAGAGGUGAAGGUGAUAAUGAUCCUGUAUCAGAAUUUAUUGUUCAUUGUAAAGCGCAUUAUACGACAGUAUAGAAUUUUCGUAUAAAUAAAAUAAUUUAAAAUGAAUUAUGCACAAAAAUAAAUAAAUAAUUUUAGGACGGAAUGAAAAACAAAAUAAAAACUAUAAUUUAGGAAUAAGUACAUUUAAUUAUUAAAAUUUUUAUAAAAAUGAAAAUUUUAUAACUGCAUUAUUUUUAAAAAUUAAGUAUAUAUAUUUAAUUUUAUUACCUCCAGGUUUUAACUUUAAAAAGCUCCGAAAUUUGGAGAGUUAAUUUAAUUUUUUCUAUAAUAUUAUAUUUUUCUCACAAACUAAUAAAUCUUUUAUAAUUUGUAUAAAUGUUUCUUUAUAUUAAAAUUCAGUCAUAUUGAAAUUCAGUUGUUAAACUAAUUAAUUCUCAAUUAGAUUAAUAUUGAAAAAUUGUUUUUAAUAUAGAAUAGGUACAUUAUGUUAUUUGUACGUUCGUUCUUUAGCAUUAGUACUAACGGCCAAACAGAAAACGAAAUUGAAGCGAUUUAGUAUCUAUAAACUUUUAUAUAAUUCUCUUUAAAAUAAAUUUCAUUCAUUCUUUAAAUGAUUCAUUACCAAAAUCUUCAUAAAUUAUAUUAAAAGAAAAUAUAAUAAACUUUUCACUAUCAACUUAGAUUUGGACAAUCCGCAGGGUUCUAUUACACCUUUCGCUUUUUACCCUUUUUUAAUUAAUUAAUGAAAAAAAUUUUAAAAAUGCAAAUAUACAUUAGCAGCAAACGGCAACAGAUCGGAAUGAUUGGAGGCGUUUUAUAAAUCAGGCUAACCGGGCUCUAACGCCAUGAAAGAAGAAGAAGAAUCAAAAAAUUUUAUAAAGUUCUAUUGCACCAAGAGUUAAAACGCUAAAAAAUUAUACCAACAAAAAAAGUAUUUUUUUUAAAAAGUCACAAAGUAAAUUCAAAAGAAAUAGUAAAAAUCAGUUGGUGCAAUAGUGCUCAGAUAUAAUAUAAAAAGUAAUUAAAGAAAAAUAGUAAUUAUCAAGAUCAUCAAGUACGAGUAUAAUAUAUACAAUAAAGAGUAUAAAUAAAAUAGAAUUUAUAUAGUAUUGGGUAUUAAAAUUAAAUAAACGUGGAUUUUUCACGAUCUCAUCUUGAUGAUAGUUAUUUGAUUUAAAUUAAGAAAUGUACAUAAAAAGCAUAAAAUCUAGCAAUUUUAU
This is a messenger RNA of Condylostylus longicornis, 3021 nucleotides long. It is a transcript of the gene TH1, whose product is annotated as negative elongation factor D. Lineage: Eukaryota; Metazoa; Arthropoda; Insecta; Diptera; Dolichopodidae. Bases 137 to 1873 code for a protein of 578 amino acids. Gene Ontology annotation, molecular function: RNA binding. The transcript is spliced from 6 exons. Gene Ontology annotation, cellular component: NELF complex; nucleus. The record is from RefSeq and is a predicted model, not a curated record. Gene Ontology annotation, biological process: negative regulation of transcription elongation by RNA polymerase II.